This is a messenger RNA of Thalassophryne amazonica, 1516 nucleotides long. It is a transcript of the gene pmt, whose product is annotated as phosphoethanolamine methyltransferase. Lineage: Eukaryota; Metazoa; Chordata; Actinopteri; Batrachoidiformes; Batrachoididae. The record is from RefSeq and is a predicted model, not a curated record.
UAACAACAUGACAGAGUUCUGGAAGCAGCACUCCAAGGAUGCCACAGUGGAGGAGAUGAUGCUGGACUCGAACGCCAUGAAGUUGACUCAGGAAGAACUUCCGGAGGUCAUGUCCUUGCUGCCCUGCCUGACUGGGUGCAGAGUGCUGGAACUGGGAGCUGGGAUCGGUCGUUACACCACCCACCUGCUCGCCAAAGCCGAACAUGUGACGGCCGUGGAUUUCGUGGAAAGGUUUGUGGAGAAGAACAAGCUGACAAAUGGUCACCACACCAAUGUUACCUUCAUCCAUGCUGAUGUUACAAAACUGGAUGUUCCACCAAACAGUAUUGACUUUAUCUUCUCCAACUGGCUGCUGAUGUAUCUGAGUGAGGAUGAGCUGAAACACUUCACAGAAAAGAUGCUGCACUGGCUGCAGCCUGGAGGAUUCCUUUUCUUCAGGGAAUCCUGUCAACACCGUGGAGGUGAUUUUCAGAGGAACUUUAACCCCACCUACUACCGCGCUCAGGAAGAAUACGACCAUCUGAUGGCUACAGUACAGGUGGAUGAGGGGGAACAAAAGUUUGGUUUCGAUCUUGUUCUGAAAAAGAAUAUUAAGACAUACAUUAAGAUGAAAAAUAAUGCUAAUCAAAUGUGCUGGCUGAUGGAGAAGGUCCCGCGCAGUUCAACCACAAAGAAUGGUUUCAGCACCUUCCAGCAAUUCCUGGACAAACAACAGUACAGUCGCCGAGGCAUCCUGUGCUAUGAGAAGAUGUUUGGGACUGGCUAUGUCAGCACAGGUGGACCCAGCACGACCAAAGAGUUUGUGGGCUUGCUGAACCUGAAACCUGGUCAAAAAGUUUUGGAUGUUGGCUGUGGCAUUGGUGGAGGAGACUUCUACAUGGCAAAGACUUUUGGAGUAGAAGUUUAUGGAAUUGACUUGUCAGAAAACAUGGUGACCAUCGCUGUGGAGAGGGCGAACGUGGAGAAGUUGCCACUGGUCCAAUUUGAGGUUGCUGAUGUUACUAAGAGGACAUUCCCAGAAGGUUCCUUUGACGUGAUCUACAGCAGAGACACCAUCCUCCACAUAGAUGACAAACUGGCCAUCUUCAGGCACUUCCAUUCAUGGUUAAAACCAGGAGGCCAAUUGUUGAUCACUGAUUACUGCUGUGGAGAGAUGCCGUGGACGCCUCUCGAGGCCUAUGUCAAACAGAGAGAAUAUAUCCUUUAUACACCAUCCCAUUAUGGCAAGUUAAUUGAGAAAGCUGGUUUCUCCAGCGUGAAAGUCGAGGACCGAACAGAACAGUUCAUACAGGUGAUUAAAGCAGAGCUGCAGAGAGCAAAGGACAUGAAGGACGAAUUCAUAGAGGAGCUCUCUGAAGGUGACUAUCUUGCACUCAUAAAUGGAUGGCAUGAAAAACUAGAACGUUCUAAGAGUGGAGACCAGCGAUGGGGACUCUUCCAUGCAACAAGAGACUGAGAAACUGCACAAAGCCCACGGAGAAAAGAAAGAAAUGUUCCUCUGCUUAUUGAACAGAAA